UUCAGUUCAGCGACAACUGAACUCAGAUUUUCAGAAACAUUUCAGCCGCUAACAUUUACUUCCAAUAAGAGUUUAAAAUGUUCAGAUUUCUGAUUCGGUUUCUGUCAAACUGUGUAUUUUUUACCUGAAAAUUGGAAAUAAAUCAUAUUUCAGCUUCUUUAUAAACUACAUUUUUGUCAAAAACCUAAAUAUCCAAUACCAAUCAGUUUAAAAAUCAGUGAUAUUGUUCUGCAUUUCUACAAAAACAAAUGUAUUUUCAUUCUUCCUGAUCUGAAACUCGUUAAAUCAGAGGAAAAGUUUCUCUAUGGAAGCUCAACCUAAUUCUAAACAGAAGAAGCAGGAUUUGUUUGGAGUUUGCUGCCUGUAGAAAAUAGCAAAAGAUGGGUGUGGGCUUCUGUGAUUGGCUGCCCGGCUCUGACAUCACACAGGUAAACAACAAACAGCUGACCCGUCACUGUUGCUUGUUUUUAACCUGCCGUCGACAGAUGUGCGUGUCCAGGUUUCUGAGAUGUGUGGGCGUGUCUCUUGUUCCGAUGGCGAUCAUCUGUAUGCUGUCCAACAUCCUGCUGCUGCUUCCUGAGCUGAAGCCCCGCUUCCUCCUGGAGGGUCAUGUGACCAGAGAAGCCACCUGGGCCACGGGUCUGUGGGGCUCAGGCCUCCUGGUCUUACUUGGAGCACGAGCCUUCGUCCAGAGCAGCAAGACCAAAGGUUGCUGCGCUUUCAGAAGUCAGAUGUUGUGUCAGGCUCUGUACUCCUGCGUGGGGCUGCUGGCUGCCUCCGGCUGUUCUCUGGUCAGCGCCACAGGUCUGUCUCAGGGUCCUCUGUGUCUCUACAAUUCGUCUUCUGGUCUUACCUGGGGUGUCCCCCUGCAGCCACUUCCUGACAGACACUCAGGGUACUUGUACAACCAAACUCUGUGGUCAGGGGUCUGUAUGGCCCCUCGCUCCGUGGUUCAGUGGAACGUGGUUCUGUUCAGCAUUAUGGGAAUCACCAGCGCGCUGCAGGCCGUCCUCUGUGGACUGAACAUCCUGAACUCUCUGCUGGGGCUGAUCCUGGGUCAGGGGUUCGGCCGUAAUAGGGUCGCUCCAGUUUCAGUGUAAGAUUUGAAUCUUCACAGGAAACCAGCUCAACACUUCAAAAUAAAAGCACUACAGCACUUUACCUAAACAGUAGCUCUGAAAUGCUCAGGGUCAAUGUUUCCAGAGACUCUGACUUAUUUAUGUCUGUCACAAAUGUGAU
Fundulus heteroclitus (mummichog) is the source of this 1239-nucleotide messenger RNA. Its product is annotated as transmembrane 4 L6 family member 5. The transcript has 5 exons. The record is from RefSeq and is a predicted model, not a curated record. Gene Ontology annotation, cellular component: membrane. The coding region runs from base 381 to 1100 and encodes 239 amino acids. Lineage: Eukaryota; Metazoa; Chordata; Actinopteri; Cyprinodontiformes; Fundulidae.